Molecule: messenger RNA, 1937 nt
Organism: Lacerta agilis (Sand lizard)
Lineage: Eukaryota; Metazoa; Chordata; Lepidosauria; Squamata; Lacertidae
Gene: GABRA1
Product: gamma-aminobutyric acid type A receptor subunit alpha1
Exons: 10
Coding region: 212-1591 (459 amino acids)
Biological process (GO): monoatomic ion transmembrane transport; chloride transport; regulation of postsynaptic membrane potential
Cellular component (GO): dendrite membrane; GABA-A receptor complex; postsynapse
Molecular function (GO): transmitter-gated monoatomic ion channel activity involved in regulation of postsynaptic membrane potential; inhibitory extracellular ligand-gated monoatomic ion channel activity; GABA-A receptor activity
Source: RefSeq, a predicted model, not a curated record
GCAGCGGCAGCGGCGGCAGAGUCCAUGAUGGCUGAGAGCGCCUAAAUGAGUGAGCGGAGCAGCCGGUUCUUCGCGGCUCCCAGGCGCCCUCUCCCCUGCCAGCAGCAGCAGCAGCAGCCGCGGCAUCUUGGGCGAUUCUGCCAGGCGAUUGAUUCUCCCGGACCUUGCCAGCACCUCGGUGGGGUCUCCAGCUGAACAUCUGUAAUCUACCAUGAAGAGGAUGCAUCUUCUCUGUGACCGCCUUUGGGCCUGGGUUCUCCUUAUGAGCACACUAACUGGACAAAGCUAUGGACAGUCAACUUCCUUGCAAGAUGAAAUUAAGGACAACACAACAAUAUUCACUCGAAUUCUGGACCGCUUGCUUGAUGGUUAUGAUAACCGCCUGAGACCCGGAUUGGGAGAGCGUGUAACUGCAGUGAAGACCGACAUCUUUGUCACCAGCUUUGGGCCUGUUUCAGACCAUGAUAUGGAAUACACAAUAGAUGUAUUUUUCCGGCAAAGCUGGAGGGAUGAAAGACUGAAGUUCAAAGGACCCAUGCAAGUCCUCCGACUUAAUAAUUUAAUGGCCAGCAAAAUAUGGACACCUGAUACUUUUUUCCACAAUGGAAAGAAAUCAGUAGCUCACAACAUGACUAUGCCUAACAAACUAUUGCGGAUUACAGAAGAUGGGACACUGCUCUAUACAAUGAGACUCACAGUGAGAGCAGAAUGUCCAAUGCAUUUAGAAGACUUUCCCAUGGAUGCACAUGCUUGCCCUUUGAAAUUUGGAAGCUAUGCUUAUACGAAAUCAGAGGUGAUGUACGAAUGGACACGGGAACCAGCAAGGUCUGUUGUAGUAGCUGAAGAUGGCUCUCGGUUGAAUCAAUAUGAUCUCAUGGGACAAACCGUAGAUUCUGGAAUUGUGCAGUCCAGUACAGGAGAGUAUGUUGUGAUGAUGACCCAUUUCCAUUUGAAGAGAAAGAUUGGUUACUUUGUCAUUCAAACAUACUUGCCGUGCAUUAUGACAGUGAUUCUAUCCCAGGUAUCCUUUUGGCUCAACAGAGAAUCCGUUCCAGCAAGAACUGUGUUUGGAGUGACAACUGUGCUGACAAUGACCACCCUGAGCAUCAGUGCACGGAAUUCUCUCCCCAAAGUGGCAUACGCCACUGCUAUGGAUUGGUUCAUAGCCGUGUGUUAUGCGUUUGUUUUCUCGGCACUGAUUGAAUUUGCAACAGUGAACUACUUUACCAAGAGAGGCUAUGCAUGGGAUGGCAAGAGUGUUGUUCCUGAAAAGCCAAAGAAAGUAAAGGAUCCUCUGAUUAUGAAAAACAACUCUUUCACAGCACCAGCGACAGCAACUAGCUUCACCGCUAAUAUCGCAAGGGACCCUGGACUAGCUACCAUUGCUAAAAGCGCAACAAUAGAGCCAAAAGAUGUCAAAGCUGACGCAAAACCUCCAGAACCCAAGAAAACUUUUAACAGCGUCAGCAAAAUUGACCGACUAUCAAGAAUAGCAUUUCCAUUGCUUUUUGGGAUUUUUAAUUUAGUGUAUUGGGCUACCUAUUUAAAUAGAGAGCCCCAGCUUAAAGACCAAAACCCUCCUCCUCACUAACCCCAUUAACCAUAUAUAUAGUUUGUUCAGUCUCUUUUGCACUGGGGAUUGUCUUAUUAAUAUUAUUAUUUUUGGUUUUAAACACACAGCAAUUCCCAUUUGCUUCAUUGCCUCUGUCUUAAAAAGAAAUUGAGAUUUCCUUAUUUUAUGAAGUAAAAGUAUAUUAUAUAUAUAUAUAAAUAUAUAAUAGAAAAGAUAUUAAUUCUGUACUCUAGGGCUGUAACAAUGUGAUGUAGACACCUGAUUCUGAACCGUGAAUCUGAACAAGAGAGGGAAAUGUAAGAAAUCCAAAUCACUUGUAGAUAGCCUAUUGCUGAAUGUUCCCAUAACAGAUGCUGUACAUGUC